Rosa chinensis is the source of this 336-nucleotide messenger RNA. RefSeq lists its product as uncharacterized. Bases 1 to 336 code for a protein of 111 amino acids. The transcript has a single exon. Lineage: Eukaryota; Viridiplantae; Streptophyta; Magnoliopsida; Rosales; Rosaceae. The record is from RefSeq and is a predicted model, not a curated record.
AUGGGAAACUGCAUGGAGACAUGCGCACAGAAUCAGCAAGAAGAGGAUCAAAUGCAGCAGAUGCAGAAGCAGAAAGGAGAUGAGAUUAGGUUUGGGAAGGAAGGCAUCAAUUCGGGGGAAGAUGGAAAAUUGAGGGUAAAGAUUGUGCUGACAAAAGAAGAGCUACAGAUGUUGAUGCUUCAGCUGCAAGACAAAGGAGGGAAGAAGAGCUUAGAAGAAGUUCUGGAGGAGAUCCAGAAAGGCAGAGGUAAGUUAGUACUAGUUGAAGAAGCUUGGAAGCCUUCUUUGGACAGUAUCAUGGAAUGCCCUGAACUAUUUGAAGAUAUGGAUAGAUAG